CGUUGCGGAGCCCCAGAUCCGCUCCCAUCGUCUUCUAGUUGGCCUUAAAAGAGCCUUCGAUAUGGUGUGAUGCCUACUAGAAAUCGUUACGGGCAGUACCAAGCUAGUCAUUUUGUUAACGAGAAUACCAAUACCUAAUCUAGCCAAGAUGUCCGCCCCCCAAGGUCCCAUCACCAAGUUCCCCGCCGACGACCUCCGUCCCUCACGUCGUUUCAUCACCUCUCACAAUAAGGAGGGGAAGGGAGUCUUCAUUGUCGACGAUGAUGGUGACCACCACCGCAUCAUGGUGCAAGGCCAGGCCGUGGCCAACAUCAUUUACAGCACCAAGGGGGAGAAGGUGGACAUGAACGACGACAAGGACUUGAUCUUUGCUAGGGACAACGAACCGGCUAUCCACGUGCCUGGUGGGAGUGUUGCCCGCCUGAUCGACUUCGCUCCUGGUAUGGAGUCGCCGAUCCACCGCGCUAUGUCUAUCGAUUACGGCAUCGUAGUCGAGGGCAAAUUCCUGCUUUCUCUCGACUCGGGCGAGAGCAAGGUUAUGUUACCGGGAGACAUGAGCGUCAACAGAGGCUGCAUGCACAAGUGGAAGAACCUCGACGAGACUCGCUCGGGGCGCAUGCUCUUCGUACUGCUCGAUGUAGAGCCGUACAAGGUUAACGGCGAGCUGAUCGAAGAGUACCUUGGUGAUCUGGCAGGGGAUUAUGCCGACGUGUCUCAUUAGGUCUCGGGUUGUAUAUGGCCGGGAAAGAAAAGGGAUAGAUAGCCCCAAGACAUAGCUAUGAAUACCAACAAUAAAAGUGAAUUGCAAACUUA
Durotheca rogersii is the source of this 813-nucleotide messenger RNA. RefSeq lists its product as uncharacterized. Lineage: Eukaryota; Fungi; Ascomycota; Sordariomycetes; Xylariales; Xylariaceae. The transcript has 3 exons. The record is from RefSeq and is a predicted model, not a curated record. The coding region runs from base 149 to 721 and encodes 190 amino acids.